AUGACCAAGAAACAGGGAACCACUGAGAAAGAGCUUGUUGUGCUCAAGUGGUUAAAGGAACGGUAUUCGGAAUACAAGUCCUCGCUACUGCUAUUUUUUGGUGAAGAAGGCGUUGAAUCUACGGCCUUAACUUUGUGCAUGAGGUUGUUGAAGACGGAGGGCGAGCAUCUUCGCAAUGGCCAGGACCACAGUUUCCCUGCUGCAUUUCUUACAGAAAUUGUACAAGCUCUGCUGAAGCCUGAGGUUGAUGGAUCUGUUCGAAAAGAAUUCGGCGACAAAUACGUUGAGGAGUAUGAUGAUAUUCGAUUCUACACAUUCCAAGCCAUAAAGGAAAUCGUAAGAAAUGAUCAAGACUCUUCAGACAAGAGCAUUUUCAAUCAUGCAGUGGAGAUCCUCACGUCAAUCGAAUCUGUUCCGGACUCAAAAGAAGAACUCGAGGAUUUCUAUAUACCGGCUCCGAAAAAAGCGAAACAUGACCUUUACUCAUUAACACAGCACAAGAACCGCGCACAAGAGGCUUGGUUAGCGUUGAUGAGCAUGGAGUUAGACAAGGAGCAGAGGAAAUCGAUUCUAGGCCACAUGACUACUUUGAUCGCUCCAUGGUUCACAAAACCCGAGCUUCUGAUGGAUUUCUUGACCGAUUCUUAUAACGCCGGUGGAUCGACUUCGCUACUGGCUCUAUCCGGAGUUUUCUACUUAAUCCAAGAGAGAAACCUGGAUUACCCUUCCUUUUAUCGAAAGCUAUACUCAUUACUGGAUGCUGGGAUUCUGCACUCAAAGCAUCGUUCGAGGUUCUUUCGUCUGCUGGAUACUUUCUUAGCAUCCACUCAUUUACCAGCGGUUCUCGUUGCCAGCUUUAUCAAAAGACUCGCGAGACUCGCACUCAAUGCAUCGCCGUCAGGCAUUGCACCUGUCGUCCCGUGGAUUUACAACCUUCUGAAGAGGCAUCCUACGUGUACCUUCAUGAUCCACCGAGUGACAAGAGAUGCCGAGGCCAAAAAGAUUCUCGAGGAUCAAGGGCUGUCUGACCCAUUCCUCAUGGACGAGGAGGAUCCAAUGGAGACUCACGCCAUUGAAAGCAGUCUAUGGGAGAUAGUCAUGUUGCAAGAUCAUGUCCAUCCGAACCUUGCGACGCUGGCGAAGAUAAUCUCGGAGCAGUUUACGAAGCAUGCGUACAAUUUGGAAGAUUUCCUCGAUCACUCGUAUUCCAGCUUAUUAGAAGCGGAACUUCGGAAGGAAGUCAAGAAAGUACCUGCUAUUGAGUUCGAGAUACCCAAGAAGAUUUUCACGAAGCAUGAUGCAGAAUCAGGGGGCGAGGAUAGUUUAUUGGUGAAGCUCGUGGACUUCAAGUAG
Amorphotheca resinae ATCC 22711 is the source of this 1353-nucleotide messenger RNA. RefSeq lists its product as hypothetical. The transcript has 3 exons. The record is from RefSeq and is a predicted model, not a curated record. The coding region runs from base 1 to 1353 and encodes 450 amino acids. Gene Ontology annotation, biological process: ribosome biogenesis. NCBI's taxonomy places the organism in Eukaryota, Fungi, Ascomycota, Leotiomycetes, Helotiales, Amorphothecaceae. Gene Ontology annotation, cellular component: Noc4p-Nop14p complex; nucleolus; small-subunit processome.